AUGGCCAUUCUUUCUCUUAUAGUUGCUGUUACAAAACUGCUAUUGAUCUUCCCUCCCUUUUCUUCUGCAUCUGAUGUUAUUACUCAUGAUCAGCCGCUCCCUGAUGGAAGGACCUUGGUGUCUAAAGAUGGGAUCUUUGAAUUGGGCUUCUUCAGCCCUGGUGGCUCCACACACCGAUAUGUUGGAAUUUGGUACAAGAGCAUCCCCCAGAAAACUGUUGUUUGGGUGGCCAACCGUGAAAAACCAGUCAAAGACAACUCAGAUAGGGUGGGACCUGAAACUAGGCUGAAUCGACGCCUAACAGCUUGGAGGAACUGGGAUGACCCAUCUCCUGGAGACUUCACUUGUGGUGUCGCCCUUGGUCCUAUUCCUGAGUUAGUAAUGUGGAAGGGCUCAGAAGAAUUUCAAAGAAGUGGCCCUUGGAACGGAGUCAGCAUUGGUGGCAAAACCACUCCCCUUUUCCAGCUGCAAUUUGUCGUCAAUGAAGACGAGGUGGUUUACACUUCUAAUCUCCAGGACAAAUCUGUGAUUACAAGAGUUGUUCUAAACCAAACUGUUUAUUUUCGUCAGCGUUACAUCUGGGAUGAACAAACCAAAAGUUGGAUACUUUAUUCAUCUAUACCAAAAGAUAACUGUGACAGUUAUAAUCCUUGUGGCCCCAAUGGAAAUUGUAUUGCAAGUGAAUCACCACGUUGCCAGUGUUUAACAGGAUUCAAGCCAAAAUCACCUCAAAAGUAUGAUGCAUUGGACUGGACUCAGGGAUGUGUGCGCAGUGAACCAUGGCGCUGUAGGGUCAGAGAAAAAGAUGGUUUCAGAAAAUUUAAUGGGCUAAAAAUGCCAGAUACAAGAACAUCUUGGGUUAAUGCAAGUAUGAGACUUUCGGAGUGCAAGGCUAAAUGCUGGGAAAAUUGUUCCUGCAAGGCUUAUGCAAACUUGUACAUUACUGCAGGAGGCAGUGGUUGUAUCCUUUGGUUUGAUGAUCUUAUUGAUUUGAGAGUGGCUACAGUCCCUUCGCAAGAUCUUUUUAUUCGAAUGGCUUAUUCUGAUACUGUACUAGAAGAUGCAGAAAAGCAUAAGAAAAAGGUUGUCGUGGGAACAACAGUUACUUUUUCCUUGGUUCUCAUGAUGCUUUUGGCCUUCUUUUCCGUUCAUGGAAGAAUAGAAAGCAAAGAGGUACACUUCCUUAACCAGAUGAUCUUUCCAUGA
Molecule: messenger RNA, 1206 nt
Organism: Neltuma alba
Lineage: Eukaryota; Viridiplantae; Streptophyta; Magnoliopsida; Fabales; Fabaceae
Product: G-type lectin S-receptor-like serine/threonine-protein kinase At4g27290
Exons: 4
Coding region: 1-1206 (401 amino acids)
Biological process (GO): recognition of pollen
Source: RefSeq, a predicted model, not a curated record